This is a messenger RNA of Ochlerotatus camptorhynchus, 2655 nucleotides long. RefSeq names its product DNA replication licensing factor Mcm3-like. The transcript is spliced from 3 exons. The record is from RefSeq and is a predicted model, not a curated record. Gene Ontology annotation, cellular component: nucleus; MCM complex. Gene Ontology annotation, molecular function: single-stranded DNA binding; ATP binding; single-stranded DNA helicase activity. Lineage: Eukaryota; Metazoa; Arthropoda; Insecta; Diptera; Culicidae. Bases 103 to 2559 code for a protein of 818 amino acids. Gene Ontology annotation, biological process: double-strand break repair via break-induced replication; DNA replication; DNA strand elongation involved in DNA replication.
UUUUGUUAGCGGACGGGUUGUUGAAAUUUGAUCGGAAAUUUACUAUAAAUAGUGACGAAAUUGCCCAAAUUUCUUAUUAAAUAUUAACUGUUGUUCGAAGCCAUGGCCGAUGAAGAUCAGCGCAUUCGUGAUAUCCAGCGCGAAUAUUUGGAUUUCCUGGACGAUGAGGAGGACCAAGGAACCUACACGGCUCAUGUUCGUAAAAUGGUUUCGGACAAUGCCAAACGAUUGGUGGUUAAUGUGAACGAUCUUCGCCGCAAGAAUCCGGCCCGUGCCCUAGCUCUGCUGAACAGUGCCUUCGAUGAGCAGUUGGCGUUCUCGCGUGCCCUCAAAGAAUAUGUUUCCACUGUGGAUCCCAGUUAUGCCAAAUCGCACGAGGAUUUCUUCGUGGCUUUUGAGGGCAGCUUCGGAAACAAGCACGUUACUCCCAGGUCUUUGACGUCGAUAUAUUUGGGAAAUUUGGUUUGCGUGGAAGGUAUCGUUACGAAGGUUUCUUUGAUCAGACCGAAAGUGGUCAAGAGUGUGCACUAUUGCGGUGCUACAAAAAAGGUGAUGGAACGUCGCUAUACAGAUUUGACCUCUUUUGAGGCGGUGCCAUCAAGCGCAGUUUAUCCUACGAAGGAUGACGAUGGAAAUCUACUAGAGACGGAAUUUGGUUUGUCAGUUUACAAGGAUCAUCAGACUUUGAGUAUCCAGGAAAUGCCGGAAAAGGCUCCGGCUGGGCAGUUGCCUCGAUCGGUUGAUGUGAUUUGUGAUGAUGACUUGGUCGAUCGUUGCAAGCCAGGAGAUCGUGUGCAAAUUGUGGGCAACUACCGUUGUUUGCCAGGCAAGCAAGGAGGCUACACAACGGGAACAUUCCGGACGGUACUGAUUGCGAAUAACAUCUCCCAGCUGAACAAGGAAAGUACACUAAACGUCACCCGAGCGGAAAUCAAUCUAUGUAAGAAGUUGGCCAAGCACCAUGAUAUUUUUGACAUGCUUUCAAAGAGUUUGGCUCCAUCUAUUCACGGACAUGAGUAUGUUAAGAAGGCUAUUCUUUGUUUGCUGCUAGGCGGGAUUGAGAAGAACUUGGCAAAUGGAACUCGUCUUCGAGGGGAUGUUAAUGUUUUGCUCAUUGGCGAUCCCAGUGUGGCCAAGUCUCAGCUGUUGCGUUAUGUGCUGAAUACAGCUCCACGGGCAAUCACCACCACUGGUCGAGGAUCCAGUGGUGUUGGGUUGACUGCAGCCGUUACUACGGACCAGGAAACGGGAGAACGUCGUCUGGAGGCCGGUGCUAUGGUGUUGGCUGAUCGUGGUGUCGUUUGUAUUGACGAAUUCGACAAGAUGAGCGAUAUGGAUAGGACUGCCAUCCACGAAGUUAUGGAACAGGGCCGUGUAACAAUUUCCAAGGCGGGAAUUCACGCUGCAUUGAACGCCAGAUGUUCUGUUUUGGCUGCUGCUAAUCCGGUCUAUGGUAGAUACGAUCAGUACAAAACCCCGAUGGAGAACAUUGGUCUGCAGGAUUCUCUGCUGUCGCGUUUCGAUUUGCUGUUCGUCAUGUUGGACGUCAUCGACAGCGACCACGAUCGGAUGAUUUCCGAUCACGUGGUUCGAAUGCAUCGCUACCGCAAUCCGAAGGAACAGGACGGUGACGUUCUCCCGAUGGGCGUGAAUGCGGUCGAUAUGCUUUCCACCAUCAAUCCAGAAACGCGUGACGACAAGGAAACGCCCAUGUACGAGAAGUACGAUCCGCUGCUCCACGGAAGUACCCGGAAGAAAACCGAUCAGAUCCUAUCGGUGGACUUUAUGCGCAAAUACAUUCACAUUGCCAAGUGUCUGAAGCCGAAGCUGACGGAAUCUGCUUGCGAGAUUAUUUCCAACGAGUACUCCCGCCUUCGUUCGCAGGAUUUGAUGGAUUCGGACGUAGCCAGAACACAACCGGUUACGGCUCGUACUCUGGAAACGUUGAUUCGUUUAUCCUCGGCCCACGCAAAGGCUCGAAUGGCAAGGACUGUCACGGAAAAGGACGCCCAGGCAGCGAUCGAGCUGAUUCAGUUCGCCUACUUCAAGAAGGUUUUGGAAAAGGAGAAGAAGAAGCGCAAACGAGCGGAGGACGAUUCCGAUGACGAAGAGCAAGAGGAAGAUGACGAAGGGGAAGUGGCACCGAGUACACAAGAAUCCCGCGCUAGUCGUCGGGCAAAGCGCACUCGUAUUGAAGACCAGGAGGAAUCCGAUACGGAGGACCUGGUAUCGCCGGCACCGGAUUCAGGGGAUCUUACCAGGAGGCAAACAAUUUCGGCUCCGGGAACAAGUGGAAUCACCACACCUUCAACAGUUCCGAUGGAGACCGAAGAGGCGGCAGAGAUUUCCGAUGAAAGAUUGAAGAUUUUCAAGCAAGGUGUUUCCCAAGCGUUCCGACAGGCUCGGGAACAGUCGCUACAGGUGGCUCGUCUCAAACAAUAUAUCGAUGAGAACAGUGGCGCGGAGGCGUUCUCCAAAGGUGAGGUGCAGGCGGCCAUUGCACGGAUGACCGAGGACAACCAAAUCAUGAUGCACGACGGCAUUGUGUUCUUGAUCUAAGUUUCGUUGUCAGUUUCAUUCUUGAUCAUAAUAUGUGUACCUUACUAGCUUACAGUUACGGUUUAUCAUUAGGUUUACAGUUUUUCAUAAUAAAAG